This is a messenger RNA of Rotaria socialis, 1119 nucleotides long. The record is from the annotation of a GenBank genome assembly. Lineage: Eukaryota; Metazoa; Rotifera; Eurotatoria; Philodinida; Philodinidae.
AUGUCUGAUUCUUCUGACAGCGACGAAAAUAAUACCAUCACUAACAACAACAACAACAACAACAACAACAGCAAUAAGAACAGUGACAUAAAAAUAUCUCAAUCACCAAAUUAUCCAUAUGGCGAGAUCGAGGCGCUUUUGAAGCGCGAAGGACUCGACCAACGAUUUCAAUUAAGUUAUACGAACGAGAGGAAAAUUGGUUCCACAUGUCAAGUUUAUUACGCGCAUGAUUUGUCACAAAAAGAUCAACGUCUUGUUGCUCUCAAACUUAUACGAACUCAAUAUAUCGAUAGUUAUGUUUCAAAUGAUGAUCUAUUGAAUUUACAGCAGACAAAAGAUUGUUUUUAUAAGCCUCAAAAUGUUAUUUACAAUCGUCAUUUGAAAUAUUUCGAUGGUUACAUUCCUAUAGAGCAAUAUAUCGGUGAACUUGGGCGUUUCUGUCCACAUUUACCUAUAUCGCGUUGUAUUGAAAAUGGUGCAAAACGUCUUGAAACAUGUGAUGCUUAUUUAAUUGCAUUUGAAUAUAUUCACGGACGAACGGUUUGGGAAAAUUUAGUUCGUACAGAUUUUGCCUAUUUAAAUGAAGAUGAAGCACGUACACUGGUACGUUUGUUUAUCGAGCAACUUUUAAUAUUAUUGAAACAUCACAUUAUUAACUGUGAUUUAAAUGGUUGUCAAAAUUAUUAUUAUAAACUGUAUGAUGAUGUAAGUACAGCAAAAUCAAGAUAUACGCAAUGGAUUCCAAUUGAAGAUGGUGAGGAUGGCUAUUCGAGUAUGAGUGCAGAUAGUAGUCAAUCGUCUAUGGACGAUCUUGCUUCUGUAUCAUCAUCAUCAUCAUCAUCAUCAUCAUCAUCAUCAUCAUCAUCACCGUUAACAUUUAUUGAUUUCGGUUGGUCAAUAUGUACAGCUGAUCCAGAUAAUGAUCGACAUGAAAUUCUACUGCAAACACUUCAAAACUUAUUCGAACGAACACCACGUAUCGUUCAAAUAUUUGCUGGUCCUAAUUAUUGGAAUUUUCGAAGAGUCAUAGAAAGUCGGAAACAAGGUCUAAAAGAACUCCUAGAUCAUCCAUGGUUAACAACAGGUGAUACCAUAAUAAAUAAUAAUGAUUAUUUAUGA